Molecule: messenger RNA, 752 nt
Organism: Rosa chinensis
Lineage: Eukaryota; Viridiplantae; Streptophyta; Magnoliopsida; Rosales; Rosaceae
Product: gibberellin-regulated protein 11
Exons: 3
Coding region: 189-488 (99 amino acids)
Source: RefSeq, a predicted model, not a curated record
AAAUUUGCAAUGUCUUAUAUGGCACAGAUCAUAACCAUCCAUUAGCAAUUCACACGAGUCUCAGUGCAAUGCACCACUCCCCUUACCUUCCUCCAUAAAUACCACCACCAGUCUUCUCUCUAAACGCCCCAAUUCCAGAUUCAAGCACAAAUUAAGCUCCCAACUUUCAUUCCCUUAAAGACUCCAAGAUGAUGUUCAAGGCUCUAAUUGCUCAACUUCUCGUUUCUUUUCUCAUUCUCCAACUUGUUAGUUCUGCUUUUCAGGUGACCACACCUCCUGUUGGAUCCCCUAUUUCCCCAAAAAUAGAUUGUGAUGGAGCUUGUAACGUAAGGUGUGGUUUAUCGUCAAGGCCAAAUAUAUGCAAGAGGGCAUGUGGGACGUGCUGUGCCAGAUGCGGUUGUGUUCCACCUGGCACUUCCGGUCACUAUGAAGUUUGUCCUUGCUACGGCAAUAUAACCACUCACGGGGGAAGACGCAAAUGCCCUUAAACUGGAGCUUAAAAUCACCGUAUUUAUCGUCAUCUUUAUUUCAAUUUUUUUUUUCAGUGAUUAUUUGAUUUGAAUUUAGAUUUCAUGAAAAUGGGUAUCAACUCUGUCGUAGUGUCUUUUGUCCUGGAAUCAUAAUUUGUGAUUUUUUCAAUUUUAUUUUUGAAUAAAUCAGUGUUUUUGUUGUUUAUUUGAAAAAUGAAUCAGUCUGCGGUCCAAUACAUGUAAGGCCCAUUGAUCCAAACAGUUGAAUGUUAUUUGAUCCAA